Messenger RNA from Mugil cephalus (flathead mullet), 1281 nucleotides. Its product is annotated as transmembrane O-methyltransferase homolog. Lineage: Eukaryota; Metazoa; Chordata; Actinopteri; Mugiliformes; Mugilidae. The transcript has 4 exons. Gene Ontology annotation, biological process: catecholamine catabolic process; dopamine metabolic process; developmental process. The record is from RefSeq and is a predicted model, not a curated record. The coding region runs from base 177 to 977 and encodes 266 amino acids. Gene Ontology annotation, molecular function: catechol O-methyltransferase activity.
ACAGUUGAGUGGCUCGAUUCACGUACUUUGUUCCCGUGAGGUCUGUAAAAGACACAACCGCAGCGUGUUAGUCAGGAAGCUGAUUACAGCUGCCACCUGUGUUUGACAGACGCUCUGAACCUGGAGGGACGACGGGGAAGUUUGUCAGGUUUGAAGGCUUCUCGCUCCCGGUCAGAAUGUGGCUGGUGGUCGUUUCCGUGACGCUGCUUCCCGCCGUCACCAUGGUUUCCAGCCGGUAUCGCGUGAAAGUGGCCGUGCUGUGCCACCGGGUCCUGUCCUGGGCUCUGAGGCUGGUGCGAGGGGGAGUGUGCGUAAGAGACACCCACGCCUUCGUGUUCUCCAACUGCACCCACGGCAAAGCGGACAGCGUCCUGGAGACCUUUGACCUCUACGCGGAGACGCACCAGUGUCUCUGCAUCGGCCCCCAGACUGGUGAGGCGCUGGAUAAGGUGGUGAAGCGCGUCCGUCCUCUCCGGGCCCUGGAGCUGGGGACGCACUGCGGCUACAGCUCAGUCCGCCUCCUGCGUCUGCUGCCCCCUGGUGGCAGACUCAUCACGGUGGAGCUGGACCCAGUCACAGCAGACCUGGGGGAGGAAAUCAUACUGGUGUCUGGCUUCAAACACUCCCAGUUCCAGGUGCUGACCUCCAGCUCGGCUGAGGCCAUCCCAACGGUGCGCUCAUUUCUCGAGCCCAGUCAGGGGAACGACGGAGGCGUCAGUCUGGUGCUAAUGGACCACGAUUCCCAGCAGUACCUCCCGGACCUGCUGGCCCUGGAGAGAGAGGAGCUGCUCUGCCCCUCCGGCUGCUCCAUCGUGCUGAUCAGGAGGAACCGAAGUGCCGACGACCUCAGAGGAAUCCUGGAUCACGUCGGAGCGAGAGCAGACUGCUACUGCAUCAAGACAGAGCUUCAGUGUUUGGUGGAGAUCUUCUACCAGAAGGGAAGUGCAAGGGCGGAAGGUGACGGCGGCAACACAUAAAGAAAACAUGUGGACUUUAAUGAACUAAUAGUGUUAUAAAUGUCAUCAUAUAAGUAUUGUUUGUCAAAGAACUGACGAUUUUAUAAGUAAUAAAAUGCAACUAUAUUAAGUAAAAUAGCAUAAAUGACCCUUCACAUCUCUGCAAUUAUAAAUAUUAGAUUUUAUUGCUGGGAUUCACCUACUUAUGUGUUUUGUAUAUUUAAAAAUAACUUGUUUUUGUUCACUUUAUGUCACGUACACACUGUAUAUCCUCCACAUGGUGCUCACACAGUCACCUCACCUCACAAUAAAACAAAGAACCAUA